This is a messenger RNA of Dentiscutata heterogama, 1485 nucleotides long. NCBI's taxonomy places the organism in Eukaryota, Fungi, Glomeromycota, Glomeromycetes, Diversisporales, Gigasporaceae. The record is from the annotation of a GenBank genome assembly.
AUGUUCACUUGUAGCGUGUGUAGUGAAACUUUUGGCCAUCUAACGAGCCUUAAAAAUCAUAAAAAGGUUCAUAAAAACUGGUAUAAAGUUGAUGAAACUGACGACUCUAACGAAUUAGAUAUUAUAAGUAGAAGAAAUAAUUAUAAUGUUGAAAGUAAACCUGACAAUAGUAUGGAUACUUAUAAUUCUGGCGAAUUAGACAUUAUAAACAGACAAAAUAGCUAUUCUGUCAAAGGUGAAAUUGACAACAGUAUGGAUACAUAUAAUUCUGACGAAUUGGACUAUCACGUAGAGGGUGAAAUGGACAAUAGUACGGAUAUGUAUAAUUCUGAUGAAUUAGAUGCUAUAAAUAGACAAAAUAAUGAACUGACAUUUGACGAUCAAGAAAGUGCUGAUGAAUAUAACCUGACAUUUGAUACUCUAAGUAUUGCUGAUAAAUCGAAUCUAAUAUUUAAUAACCGGGGGGACAUAUUAGAAAAUAGCAAGAUUAUUAACGAAGCUGAAUUUCAGAGUGAUGUUAGCGAAAGUGAAAUAGACAAUACAGAUUUUCCAAGUACUGCAUACCGAGAUUUCAUAGACAUAGUAAUUAGAUAUAAUCUUUCUUAUACGGCUGGUGACGCUGUAUUAAAGUUUAUGAAAAGACAUGGUCAAAUUUCAAAAAAAAUUCUGCUACGAUCAACAAAAGAUGGCCUUCUUUUCUUGGACACAUUGAGGAAGGAUCAUACGAAGUUUCAUUCAACUCCUGUUGCGCAAAUUAAAGACCAAACGUAUUCAUUUGAAUAUAGGCCAAUUAUUUCUGCGGUCAAAGAGAUUCUUCAACAUCAAGAAAUUACUAAAAGUUGUAUUUUUGAUUAUCAGGAAGUUUACACGUUAGUUGAAGGGCACCAAAAAAGACUAUUCUCUGAAUUUUAUAAUUCUAAAUGGUGGAGUCCUGAAGCUAAGGCACUUGUUGGUAUCAUACCAACAUUGCAAGGAACAAAGGAAGAACGGCAAACAUCACAGUUCAGGCAAUUAAUUCGAUUAAUUUUUCACAAAUGUAUUAAUAUAUUGAUUGAGCCAUUACGUUCACAGUAUCAUUCUGGAGUAUCAUUAAAGAUUACUAGAACAGAAAUCCAAAUGAGACAAGCCAUUGAAGUGGGACAAGGCAAAGACCACUCAUUACAUGAAGAAACCAAUAGUUUUUGGAAUCAUCCAAAUACACUUGUUAAUAAAAUGGAUCAAAGGCUCGGAUUGAUACCACGUCAUCCAGAGCUAAAGAUAUUCAGCACUGGACUUGCUGAUCUUGCAUUGUUUACGGCAUCAGAAUACAGGCACAUGAUGAAAGUUAUGCCUUUUGUUCUCGAAGGUCUUUUUGAAAGAAAAGAAAAUGAAUUGCUCAUUCAAAUGUUUGUCAAUUGGAAUAAAAUAUAUUUUUAUUCAAAACAAAGCAAAUUUACUCAGACUGAUCUUGUUCAGUUUGAGAUCCAUACUAUCGACGACGCAUAA